CCUCGCCUCUGGGCACCUGUCGCCUCCGUCGUCGACGGCCUGAGGCUGUGGCCCCGGUUGCCAUGCGCGCACACGAGACCAGCCUGACUCUCGCGAUGCGUAGACGUCGCUUCCAACUUCCGCGGUUUCGGUCACGCGAAGCGGCCACGGCGGGCAGAGAAUCAUAUGCUCUCGGCACGCGUGGCACCUUUGCCGGAGAUCGCCAGCAACGACGUCUCUGGGUUGGAUGCGAAUCCAGACCCCGUGCGUGCGCGCACAAAUACAACACAGUAUUAAGGCCCCAUGAAAUUCGCUGCAUGAACCAGUGCAGAUUAACGAGGAUCUCCACUGCCUCGGUUCUGCAGCUACGGGUUAGCCUGCCCAUUACUCGCCAGCAGCCGCUGCCGACAUGCAUCUUGAUGUGCCACGCAUGAGGUUGCGAUCAGAUCGCCCACGUCGUCAAUCUUCGCUUGUAAAAACAGUAUCGCGACGGCGUCAUCUCAAACUGGUCAACUGCCCAUACGAGCGUCUCCCUUGCGUGACGCAAUGUCAGCGAGUUAGUCAGUGCGGAUGUAACCGAAUGCUGUGUUUGAUGGACGGGCUCGGAUGGCUCCUCAUUGAGGACUGAGCAGCCGUCGAGUGGCUCGGUGUACUGGAGCGAAAAAAGAACGUUCGACGUGUCGAGCAUCCGACCAACAAUCGUAUGCCGGUGUUUGCACAGGCACCAACAUAGAACCAACUCUGCUCCAACCGCUCCAAAGGACAGGAGCCCGCCAAUGGUAGCAGACAACGUUCGACAAAGACACCAUUCUCUGCAGUCGGAGUACAUACACCAGCCAUAAGUACGAUAACUAACGUGCACGGCAAAGUGGGUCAGAAGGAGAAACCGUUCAGCCCACUCGGAUCGCGGCAACACAUGGGACGUUGUCAAGAGCUUGCCCAUUCAGUGCUUGACCUGAUCCGUCUGUAGCCACGGCCCGAUGCAAGGACCAAGAGGUCUCUUUUUCGCACAAUUCCACGAACACGCCGAGUGAUCGUGCCGGGGAGAUUGGCAAGUCACGUGUGGGCUUGACGGCCCUUUUGGAUUCUGACCGUUUACCGUCUUCAUCCUACUGGUCGAGAACGCAGGCCACGAACUCGACCUGCUCAUUUCGAACAUGCCGAGGCGUAAUUUGGGAAGACUGGUCCACCUGCGAGUCGAAAAGUCCAACUUCGGGAGGCUCCGAAGGGCCAAUCUUACUUUCCAGGAUUAGCCUUGCGCGAUCAAAAAAACUGUCGAAUCGCAAACCCUUGACUGGUCUUUUGUCCCUCGAAACUAUCACGGCUAGGGAUGGAUUAUUCGGUGAAAGGAAAAAAAAAAGUUGUGUGUCGAUUAUCGCCACUCUCAUUGCGUGUCGUGUCCACCCACAGGCGGCAUUUCAAAACCAUCACAUGGUUGGAUUUUGUCUUUCGGCUUAGCGACACGUCUUUCCUCGCUCCUCGUUUCCAUUCACAUCCAAUUGACGAGGCUGAGCUAGCCUUUAGACCCCAGAACUUCUAGAAUUCAGACCAAGCAUUCAAGCGAGGAGGAUCGGAUUCCCUUCCACAACAUCCCGGCCACAGAUCUAGCUCCAUGUGUAACACCAAGCUCCACGACCUGUUGGUGCAGCUACCCAAAUGUGAGCAUCACAUCCACAUUGAGGGGUCGCUGGAACCUUCGCUGCUCUUCGAACUUGCAAAGAAAAAUGGCAUUGUUCUGCCGGAUGAUGAUGAUGCUUUUGCCUCGCCCAUGGCCCUCAAAGAUCGCUAUACGCGUUUCACAUCCCUAGACGAUUUUUUAAACUAUUACUACAUCGGCAUGUCAGUGCUUGUACAUGCAAGCGAUUUCGAAGCAUUGGCCUGGGCAUACUUCUCCACCGUUGCGAGUCAGGGCCUGAAGCAUGCAGAAAUAUUCUUUGACCCUCAAGCUCAUUUGAGCAGAGGUGUCGAGUACAAGACUCUCCUGCAAGGCUUCGAAGCUGCCAGGCAGCGCGCGGAAAAGGAACUGGGAAUCACUUCGCUGUUCAUCUGCUGCUUCCUACGUCAUCUACCUCCAGUGGACAGUGUUACCUUGUUCGACCACCCAGACGUCCAAGCCAGCUUCGAAAACAAACAAGUGGUAGGAAUCGGCCUUGACUCCAGCGAGUUACCGUUUCCGCCCAGCAUGUUCCAGGAACUUUACGCGAGGGCAGACAAGCAAGGUCUUCGACGAACUGCCCAUGCUGGCGAAGAAGGUCCCGCGCAGUACAUCAGAGACGGUCUGGACCUCUUAGGGAUUGAGCGCAUCGACCAUGGACUCAAGCUCUCCCACGACGAGGAACUGAUGGCAGAAGUCGCUAAAAAUGAGAUCCUGCUGUCGUUGUGCCCCGUAAGCAAUGAUUUGCUUCAAUGUGUGCCGGAUGUAAGCCAUGUGCCCAUCAGAAAGUUUUUGGAUGCCGGUGUAAGGUUUAGCAUCAAUUCCGACGACCCGGCCUACUUUGGCUCGAAUUACAUUCUAGACAACUUCUGUGCCGUGCAGCAGCAUCACGAUCUUUCUGUGGACGAUUGGGUGAGGAUAUGCAAGAAUGCCAUUCAGGGUUCAUGGUGCUCGGAUGCUAGAAAAGACGAACUGCUCGCGUUACUACAUGAGACGGUCAACAACUGGGCUUGAAUAAUGAAAGACACGAGUCGGCUCCAUAAUGUGCGUCUUUUCAGUGGGAGUAGAAUCGACGUUGCAAUGCCAACAUUUGCCUUUGGCGCUCACGCUCGUACAUUGUCGGAAAUGGACUUAUGAUGGCAGCUUCGCAUAGCUUUCGUAAUAUCUACAUUCGUUAUUACUACGACAGAAAGAACAGGUCGCUACAUGUCUUGGCCCUUCGCAUAGUCAUUUGUUAUAUCGAGACACAAAGCGUACAUAUGCUGCUCAUCCACGACACAAGCUUAGUUGAACCUAUUGUAGCGUUUGUUCAAUCCUAAAUCAGAGCGGUGACGCUUCGUUGUUAAUAUUUCUCCCCUGUCUUCUCUUCUACAACGCGAACAGCUUUUUUCCACGCCUCUCUCGCCUCCAGACGGUCGAUAUAAGCGCUGAUGUUUGGGUAUUUUGCUUUGUCUAGCACC
Verruconis gallopava is the source of this 3093-nucleotide messenger RNA. Its product is annotated as adenosine deaminase. The transcript has 2 exons. The record is from RefSeq and is a predicted model, not a curated record. The coding region runs from base 1592 to 2647 and encodes 351 amino acids. Gene Ontology annotation, biological process: hypoxanthine salvage; adenine catabolic process; purine ribonucleoside monophosphate biosynthetic process. Gene Ontology annotation, cellular component: nucleus; cytosol. Gene Ontology annotation, molecular function: adenine deaminase activity. Lineage: Eukaryota; Fungi; Ascomycota; Dothideomycetes; Venturiales; Sympoventuriaceae.